Molecule: messenger RNA, 207 nt
Organism: Phytophthora infestans T30-4
Lineage: Eukaryota; Oomycota; Peronosporomycetes; Peronosporales; Peronosporaceae
Exons: 2
Coding region: 1-207 (68 amino acids)
Source: RefSeq, a predicted model, not a curated record
AUGAAAGUGCCGAAGAGCGCGACCGCUGUCUCGCAGCCAGCGGGUUUCGAUGAGCUGCUGGCACAACAUUCAAGCUGCGUCGACCCAACAGGAUCCUGGUAUGUGACUGGAUUCAGCAUGCGUGGAAAUCACUUCCUGCUACUACAAUUUCUAAUGGGUUCAAGCGAAGACCUCACUAUAAGUACUGAGGUAAUUGAAACGAAGUGA